Molecule: messenger RNA, 1638 nt
Organism: Orbilia oligospora ATCC 24927
Lineage: Eukaryota; Fungi; Ascomycota; Orbiliomycetes; Orbiliales; Orbiliaceae
Exons: 2
Coding region: 1-1638 (545 amino acids)
Source: RefSeq, a predicted model, not a curated record
AUGGUUCAGAAAAAAUGGGUAACCGGUUCGGCCGCGAAAAGGAAAUCUACUAGAAAUCUAAAGGAGCCAGACCCCGAAAUUGAUGGCCGUAAUGCUGCAGCUGAGGAUAUCGAAGAGGAACCACAGACGAAGAACCCGCAGCCUUCACCCCGCAAAAAGGCGAAAACUGAGAAAUCAUCUCAGAUAGAGGAAAAUUCCACAAAGGAAGAGCAUAUGCAUGAUGUCGAGACGUCUGUGCAGCCUGCGACAAGUAGCGACUAUGCAAAUCAAGAAGGCGAUAUCGCUGGAAAUCCACAAGGCUCGCCUCGAUCCAAACGAGAGCUUCAUUUAUCUUCUCAAGAAGCUAAGGGUAAAGAGCCGACGGAUACAGAUAUGGAAGCUGAAAGUUCUCUCGCCGAAGUUUCCCAGCAAUUGGAGGACGUGGAUAUUCAAACACCAAGGAAGCAGAAGAAUUCAGAGCCGACACCAGUCACAAGAGCUAUCAGGUCCACAAGAUCAACAAGAUCUAAAAAAAAUGAGCCAGGAGAUACUGACAUGGUCGACGAAUUGGCAAAUGUUACUGCACCAGAACAACCUCGGAGAUCAGGCAGAGCUCGAAAGGCAAAGCCGGAAUACGACGAAGAUAAAUACCUAGACACGGCUGAAAAACAACUAGAACAACCAUUACCAAAGAUUAAAACCCCAGGAAAGGCUCCCAAGGGUGGUGUCUGGAGUGCCAAUCAUCUUCUUACUAGCAGAAGAAGUAAAAUCAUCACUGCAGAAUGCAAUAUGAUAUUCAACGAGAACACGUGGGGCCUCUUUACUGAAGAAGAGAAAACUGAGCUUUUAGCUCUGCUUCAUCCAAUUGACACGGAAAUCACAUUUCCUGAUCAAGACCCUUCUUUACCUCCACCUCGGAUCCCAACUCCGGAGCUCUUUCAAAACCUCAACAAUGAUGCCUUUCGCGCGGCCUUUGCUGAACUGCAAGAGGAUCUUGAAUCAGGGUCUUACGAACCAGCUUACAUAAGGAAGGCAGAAGAAGCACUAAAUCUUAGAUUAGGCUCAAUGGCAGAUAAAGUUGACGAUAUGAAAAACAAUGAGUUCGAACAGUACUGGGGUCAAAAGCAAGCAGUGUUUUUUGGAGACGCAGGACAAUCAGCAGGAGUUACCUUGUACGAACUCUGCCAACAAAAGAUGCUAAGACCGGGUGAUCUGUUUGAAUAUAAACGGAGUUUUCAGGGAGGAAUAGUAGUGGAGAAGGUUUGUGAGUUCGACAGUGUAGAACUCGCCGAGGCAAGCCUAGGGGUGAAGAAGAAGAGGGAUGCUUGCACUAUGACAUUUCGAUAUCCAGCCGGGACAAAGAAGUUUUUAGUACAUAAGGGAAAGGGUGAUCCAGGUGAAGGGACUUCAGCAAAAGCAGCAGAAGAAACUGAGAAAGAUAUUACGAUCCAAGUCAAUAAUCUUGCACAGCUCGAGGUUGCAAUCUUGGAUGAGGAUGGGACGGUCAAAGCAUCCGACCCCGAGAAAUAUGCGAAUCAAUACCCUAAUGGAAACGCCUGGAAGCAGUUUACGGUAAGGAGGAAUGACGAAUUUCUUGGAAGUGUUUUUACAAUUCGUCAAGUAUACUAUGAAAAAAAGGCGGCCCGGGAUGCAGCUUGA